Molecule: messenger RNA, 4625 nt
Organism: Notothenia coriiceps (black rockcod)
Lineage: Eukaryota; Metazoa; Chordata; Actinopteri; Perciformes; Nototheniidae
Product: guanine nucleotide exchange factor DBS-like
Exons: 21
Coding region: 1-2115 (704 amino acids)
Biological process (GO): intracellular signal transduction; positive regulation of Rho protein signal transduction
Cellular component (GO): cytoplasm
Molecular function (GO): protein binding; guanyl-nucleotide exchange factor activity
Source: RefSeq, a predicted model, not a curated record
AUGUGUGUGUGUGUGNUGGAGCGGUACCUGGACACCGGGUCGCUGCACACGCUCACCGACCGCAGCGCCAUCUGCUGCCAGUACGAGGCGGUGAUCACCUCUCAGCUCAGGGAUCAGGUAGAGAAGGUGUUCCAGAAGCAGAGCUCGGUCCACGAGAUGUUUGAGAAGAGACGCGUCAGCCUGAAGAAGCUCGCCGCCAAACAGACCAGACCCGUCCAGCCAGUCGCUCCCAGACCUGAAGUCAAGUCCCCACUCUCCUCUCCCAAUCAACAGAGAAAAGAGAGGAGAUACUCGGCUGAUAAUGCCAUCUGUAAAAGGGUGGAGUCUCCCAUACAUAACGGUGGCACUAGACAUGUGUCUCUCUCAGAAGAAGAGGAAAACCUGGCAGUACUUCGGCGCCACGUGAUGAAUGAGCUUCUGGAGACGGAGAGAGCUUAUGUGGAGGAGCUGCUGUGCGUGCUGGAGGGCUAUGCAGCGGAGAUGGAGAACCCAGCCAUGGCUCACCUCAUCCCCAGCACCCUGCUGAGCAAGAGGGUCGUUCUGUUUGGAAACAUGUCUGAAAUCUACCAGUUUCAUAAGAGGACGUUUCUAAAGGAACUGGAAGCGUACACUGACUGCCCAGAACUAGUGGGCCGCUGCUUUUUAGAGAGGAUGAAGGACCUGCAGAUCUACGAGGCGUACUGUCAGAAUAAACCUCGCUCUGAGAGUUUGUGGAGACAGUGCUCCGACUGUGCCUUCUUCCAGGAGUGCCAGAAGAAGCUGGAACAUAAACUUGGUUUGGACUCCUACCUCCUUAAACCUGUCCAGAGAAUCACCAAGUACCAGCUCCUGCUAAAGGAGUUGUUGAAGUACAGUAAGGGGUGUGAUGGCUGUGAUGACCUGCAGGAAGCUCUCUCCUCCAUCCUGGGGAUCCUGAAGGCUGUGAACGACUCCAUGCACCUCAUCGCCAUCACAGGAUACGAGGGUAACCUGUCAGAUCUGGGUCGCCUGAUGAUGCAGGGCUCCUUCAGCGUGUGGACGGAGCAUAAGAAAGGUCACGCCAAGGUCAAAGAUCUGGCCCGGUUUAAGCCCAUGCAGCGGCACCUGUUCCUGCACCAGAAGGCCCUGCUGUUCUGCAAGAGGAGGGAGGAGAACGGGGAGGGCUACGAGAAAGCUCCGUCGUACAGCUUCAAACACUCCCUCAGUAUGAGUGCGGUGGGCUUCACAGAGAACGCUAAAGGAGACAACAAGAAGUUUGAGAUCUGGUGUAACUCCAGAGACGAAGUUUUUAUAGUCCAGGCUCCAACACCAGAGAUUAAAACAUCGUGGGUGAACGAGAUCCGCAAAGUUCUGACGCAGCAGCUCAAAGCCUGCAGAGUCAAUGUUUCAGAUGCCAGUCAGCAGAAGAGCUCAGACUCCGUUUUCCAGAGUCCCUCCAGCAACAACUCCUCCAUCUCCCUCAGUCCCUUUCGCAGUAGUGGUUCGAAAAGCCAGAAGAAGACAGAGGAGAAGAAGGCGGAGGCGAUGUCCGACUCCUCUUCUUCACCCAAACACAAAGAUGAGCCAGUGACCAGUCCCACCACUGACAGGUCUGCAGUGGCUAAAAAGCGUUUUACUUUGCAGGGCUUCAGCACUCUCAAGGGUCCCAAAGGCUCGGCCAUGAGCCCCGAGCACGGCUCCAAACGCCACUUGGUCAAGAGUGACCCCACACCGUUUGGGUUCAAAGGCUGGAACAAGGCGUCUCUCUCGGUGGACGCCUCAGAAGAGAAUGAAGGGUACUCCAGCAGCGAGGACCCCAUGAACUCUGACCCCGAGGACGACGUAGGGAAGAAGCUGGCUCCAGGAAAGUAUACAGUGUUUGCAGACUGCGAGAAGGCGGGACCUCAAGAGCUGUCAGUCAAGAGUGGAGACAUGGUGCAGCUGAUCAGAGAAGGAGAGGAGGAACAGUGGUUUGUGAAGAACCUCCGCAGCAGUAAGGAGGGCUGGGUCGCUGCAGCAAACCUCCUCAGCCUCAUCUCAGAGUCGAAGUCCUCUCAGUCGCUCAGCAGCUCAGCAGAUGGCAGCGUCUCCGGGAACAUCAGCACUUCCUCCAGCUGCAGCGAGACAUACACCAGCUUCUCCGACAUCAAACCCUGACCUGGAUCCAUCACAGAACAAUGUCCAUGUGGAUUUACAACAAAAAGCCCUGAAGCCGACCCUGACAGGAGGACGAAUCAAAUCACAGAGACCAUCCACGUCACAGUUUGACGAUCCAACUAUAAAUCAAUCAUCUCUGAAUCUGCGGAUGUUGCCAGUGUUUUAGCUGAGUCAUCAACACCCCUCUUUCUUACAGUAUUACUUUCUCAUUUCAGAUUAUUUCACCUUUAAAGUUAUUAACAUGUAAGGUAUGUUCACAGUGGCAGAUAAUUGGAAUGACAUCAGGGAGAAAUAGUUUCACAUCAUACAGUCACGUCAGGCCUUCUUUCAAAAUAACAUCACUGGAAACUACAGAUAAAAGUAUUCAGUCUAUUAUUCAACCCAUUUGGUUAUGUAGCAUUAAAGUGGGCACAUUUAAAAAUAUCUGCGCUGCAAUGAACUCCUUCAACAUCACAGCAGAGCGAUAGAUUCUUGUGUGAAUCAGCGACAGGUAUAGAUGCUAUCAGACCGGCAUUUCACACCAUGCUUUAGUGUCAGACAUUAAUCGCACGCUGUUAAAACUGGCAGCUGGCUGCAACAAGAAAAAAGCUUUCGGUGCAUCGUGGAGCAGGUCACACCUUCAGGCCGUCUUACUGGAAGUCUGGUCACCUCUUUGUAUGUAAGGUCAUAAUGUCUGGCGGGCAAAGGGUGUCAAAUAUUCAAGAAUGCUGUAUUCCCCCCAUCUGGUCGAUAAGAGCUUCCCUGGUUUCACCGUAUUAACUUAUAUAAUUCAUCACUUGGUGAAUGUCAGCCACAGCACCACCCGGUGGGCAGAUGUCAUGCAGCUACACAUGAAAUCACUUAACAGAGCGGCAGCUUGGAACAACUUUUAAAACCUCUUUUCUUUUUCCAAGAGUGAUUGUCUAACUGGCCUCUGCACUGCUCUGGGUUUACCUCUCAGGAAGGUGUGUGGGCAGGCAGGUGUGACUGCAUACCUGUGUGUCGACUACAUGUCUUUGUGUGUGUGCAUUCUUGCAUAUGUGUGUGUACUUCAAAAAACAACUCCAACUGGCUAUUUAGCCGCAGACAGCAGCUGGAUCAGAGCUACACAUUAGGAUAUUUCAGCUCAAUUACUCAUGCUUUUACCUGCUGGGUUAGUUUCUCAUUAGGAAAAGUUAAUUAAUAACCAUUUUAGGGACUCCUUGGACAGAAAAGUGUCAAUACUCUGCACACAAAUCCAGUUUGUGUGUCAUGGCCUAUCUUUGGUUUGCACUGCAGCAACAAAAGCAGCUUUGUCCCUCCCUCUGCUCCCAGCCCCGCUCAGGCAUGUGACAGCAGCCACCUCUCCUCAAGCAGGGCUAACCCGGAGACUUUUCUCAAUGUGUUUGCACCACAGGCCCUGCAGCGAAAUGUGUUAUGAUGAUGUAGCAAGGCAAUUGAAUAACAAAGUGCAUCAAGUUUUGAAGUUUUGAGUAGGCUAAUAUGGCCCUGUAGUGGGAACCAGGAUACAGGUUGAUGACACAUCUCUGACAACCAGCUGCUGUGACACACACACACACACACACACAGACAGACAGACAGACAGACAGACAGACAGACAGACAGACAGACAGACAGACAGAGAACCUGUGCUAUUCUGAACAUUGAAUGACACCUUUUUUCUUACAUGGUUUUUCAAAGGUGUUUUUGAUACCCCUAGAUUUCUACUGUAUCCACGAGGCGCACUGUAAAACAAUCUGUUCCUUUCUCCAUUUUUAAUGUCGAAUGUGUGACUGUUGUUAAAAACAGAAAAAGUGCAGCAUGCUGUUACACUAAAAACCAGCCCCGCCCGUUUAUUACUUAAUAAAUGGGUUGUAUUUGUCCAUAUCUGUGGUUUUGUUCAAUUCGACCCUGAUUUGAGCUUUUUGCUGAAAACCACUUUUAUACGCAUGUCUUCCCUGUGAAAGGAACGAUCUUUCUCCAGAAAAAAGGAAGCUUAAUUAUAAACCAGAGAGUAAACUGAGGCUAGCAUUGUGUAUGGAUCCAUGUCAGAGUGGGAAAUUACACUUGUACAGAUGUGUCCUCUAUACCUCACAUUGUUUCCCUCGAGAGCAUGUACAUUGUGAAGCGGAUCAUGAGUCUGUGCGUCAUCUCUCUUUGUGGCAUGAUCUUCAUACUCCUCUCGCGUCAAAAGCCCUGAACAAGGCAAGUCUUUUUUUACCAGGCACUGUUGUAUUCUGUGAGAGUUUAUUUUCUGCCCUCAUAAAGCUGACACGGGCACUAAACUUGUCAGCGUUCUAUCAUGAUCACUCAAUAAAGUUAUUGAAUAAUUUGUACUUUUUGACUCGGAGGCCGGGGAGACGAGAAGGGUUCUAUUUUUUUGUUUCUUUUUAUGCAGCACAUUGCAGCAACCACUGUCUUUAUUUUCCUAUUGUAUCUACUGAGUAUGGUGUUGAUAUAAAUAUAUUAUAAUGAGAUAUAUCUGUGUAUAUUUGUAAAUAUGUAUGUAAAAUGAACAGCAGCUUUAAUAAAGUCUGAGAUGGUUUCCUCUA